CACAACACUAUAAUAAAUCAAGGUUGGGAAAAAGCAUAUAUACCGUGAAUACUUUAAAGUAUUGUAGUUGUGAUACACUCUUGCUUACAGCAACAGUACUCUUUAAUCAUGUUUUCAUAUUUUCCUAGUUGGUGUCUAAAUAUCGUUGUCCCUGUUUUAAUAGUUUUUUUGAUUACGUAUUAUUUCUGUACGUUAACAUUUAAUAAAUGGGAAAAACUUAAUGUGCCGUACAUUAAACCAAUCCCGUUGUUCGGUAACUUUUUGACCGUUGCUUUAGGAAUCGUGCACCCAGUGGACUUUUAUAGGUCGAUUUACUAUAAACUAGCUGGCAAUAAAUAUGGGGGAAUAUUUCAAAUGAGGACACCGUAUUUAAUGAUUCGAGACCCAGGAAUAAUCAACAAUGUGCUCAUAAAAGAUUUCUCGUAUUUCCCGGAUCGUGGAAUUUACUCGGACUUCUCGGUCAAUCCGUUGUCAAAUAAUUUAUUCUUUAUGAAUAAUCCUCAAUGGAAAGUGAUCAGAAACAAACUGAGUCCGGCGUUUACUUCGGGCAAACUCAAGUUGAUGUACAAUCAAAUUAAAGAGUGUGGUGACGAACUGAUGAAAACCAUACGCAAUAAUUUAGCAGAAAACCACAAUAAUGAAAUGGAAGUGCGAGACGUAAUGGGAAAAUAUUCAACGGAAGUCAUCGGCUCAUGCGCUUUUGGUCUUAAGUUGAACGCUAUAAGUGACGAAAAAUCUGCAUUUCGUAAGUACGGGAAGAAUUUAUUUAGACCAUCACUAAGAAUACUUUUGAGGGAAUUGAGUUUGAUGAUCAGUCCGGUGUUUUUGAAAAUUGUAAAAUUAAAAGAUUUCCCGGCAGAGGCGGGUGAAUUUUUUCACUCGGCAUUUCACGAGACGAUUACUUAUCGAGAAAAGAACAAUAUAGUCAGGAACGAUUUCGUUCAAAUUUUAAUGCAAGCUAGACGAGAUUUGGUUCUCAAUCAAAAUUUACCUCCUAACGGUAAUAAAGAUACUUAUAAAAUACGUUUCGAAAUUAAUACUUAAAAUAAAUAAUGUUAACACGUAGUGUCAUUUUGUAUAUUUAGACAAAUUUACCGAAACACAAAUUGUUGCUAAUGCUUUUGUUAUGUUUGCUGCUGGAUUUGAAACAGUAUCUACAGCUAUGAGUUUUUGUUUAUACGAGUUAGCAUUGAAGAAGCAUAUUCAAGAUAGAUUACGUGAAGAAAUAAAAUCAAAAAUGUCCAAAAAUAACGGGGUGAUUGACAGCGAAUUUUUAAUAGAUCUAAAUUAUUUAGAUAUGGUUUUAGCAGGUAAAUUGUUAUUUAGUAUAAUGAAUAUAGAUUAUAAUUCAAUUUAAUUUUUAUUAUUUUAUGUAUUUGAAAUUUUUAAUGGUGUAUUUUAAAACUGUAUAAUAUCACUAAAAUAUACCAAAGAUUAUUUGAUAAAAUAAUCAUAAUUUUUAUAUGUUAUGAAUUUCAGAAACACUCCGUAAGUAUCCACCGACAUUUGCAUUAUUUAGAAAAGCUUCUCAAGAUUAUUGUGUACCUAACGAUUCGUUAAUAAUUGAGAAGGGUCAAAAAAUAAUAAUUCCUAUUUAUUCAUUGCAUUAUGACGCUAAAUAUUUUCCGGAUCCCGAAAUUUUCGACCCGCAUAGAUUUUCACCCGAAGAAAAAUCUAAACGUCAGAGUGGUACAUAUCUUCCAUUUGGUGAUGGACCUCGGAUUUGUAUUGGUAAAAUUUGAAGCAAAAUAAAUAUACGCGUUGUGUAUGGUAUAAGUUCUUAAAUUGCGUUACUAUUUUUAUAGGAAAACGUUUUGCUGAACUGGAAAUGAAAUUGGCCUUAGUUGAAAUUUUAUCUAAAUUUGAAGUGGAGCCUUGUGAAAAGACUGAAAUUCCCAUAAAAUUUAGUAAACAAGCUCUAAUAGUGAUGCCGGAAAAUGGAAUAUGGUUAAAAUUUAAACAAAUUUGUAGUUAAUUAAAUCGUUUUGUACGCAUGAAAUUAUUUAUAUUAUAUAACUCAAUGUUUUACUGAAUCUAAUUAUAAUUUUAAAUUGGAUUGCGGAAAAGGGUAUAAAAUAGGACUUGUUGUUUUACUUAAAUAUGUGCAUUUAUUUUAGUAAAUGCCAAUUGAAACAUAAUGUAAUAAUGUUUAAUUUCUUUUUUACAAUAUAUUAUAGUCGAUCGGAAGUUGAAUGUGUAUUCGGUAUUAUAAUAAAUCAUUAUGCUUAUGAAUUAA
Messenger RNA from Cinara cedri, 2236 nucleotides. NCBI's taxonomy places the organism in Eukaryota, Metazoa, Arthropoda, Insecta, Hemiptera, Aphididae. The record is from the annotation of a GenBank genome assembly.